Messenger RNA from Toxotes jaculatrix (banded archerfish), 705 nucleotides. RefSeq names its product transmembrane protein 125-like. The transcript has a single exon. Bases 1 to 705 code for a protein of 234 amino acids. The record is from RefSeq and is a predicted model, not a curated record. Lineage: Eukaryota; Metazoa; Chordata; Actinopteri; Toxotidae.
AUGACUGAGAUGCAGACCUUCUACCACACCAUGCGUCGUCCCCCAAGCCUCUACCUGGAGAAUACCUUGAUGCAGAGACGCAUCUUAGAAGACCAGGUGGAGCUGUGGUGGUUCAGAGAGCCACGCCGGUCCUUGCUGUGCUACAGUGCCUCAGUGGCCCUCAUACUGGGGCUGGGCCUCGGCGGCGUGGGCCUCCUAUCCACCACCACAAGCUUGUCCGGGGAGUGGCGACUCGGGGUGGGCACCACCCUCUGUCUCUUAGCCCUCGCCGUUCUGCUCAAGCAGCUCCUCAGCUCUGCCAUCCAGGACAUGAACUGCGUACGGAGCCGGCGUCGCAUCGACCAGCUGAAGAGCGGCGGGAGGGCUGACCCGGCUCUCAUUCUUGCUGUGGGGAUAGCAGUGAUUCUCUGUGGGUCGGUGCUGCUCUGUGUGGCCUCAAUCGGCAGCCAGGGUUAUGACAGAAGGGAAAUGAUGGUGUCUGGUCUGGUGCUGAUGGCGGCAGGGACAGGCAUGACACUAGCUGUAGUGGGUUACGGUGUGCUGGUCUACCUAAAGAGGCGAAGGGAGCAAAGGAGGAGGAGGAGGAUGAGAAUGAUCAGAGCGAGGAGGUUGGGGAGUCAAGCUGUUCGGGUGUUCAGUGUCUCAGGAGGACAGAUGAGCCAAGCCGGGAGGGAGACAUCCUCCAGCAGGACCAGCCUGAUCUGA